UAGAAUCGUUCCUAAUUAUGGAGUUCAAUCACGAUGAACUUUCGUCGCCAGGUUGGUUAAAUGAUGAGUUUUUCCAGCAUGUUUUGUGCGAGUACGAACGUGAUCCGAAGGUUCGGUUGGUGGAUACGUGUGUGCUACGGCCUGGCACAAAAGCUGGUGAUCAUUUUGCGAGCGUUAUGUACCGAACGACGGUACGUUACCAGAUCGGAGGCGUAGAGAAAUCGAUCAACCUCAUCAUGAAGAUAAAACCAGUUUCGGAAGGGUUGAAGAAAGAGCUUCUCGAGGAAGAGGAUUUUUUCGGCAAAGAAAUACGAAUGUACACCCAGGUGCUUCCCGAGAUGGCAAGACUGAUGGAAAGCAUCGGCGAGGAGUAUAAGUAUCCAAACUUGAUCUUCGCAUCCAAAACUCCUCACACGAUAAUUAUCCUGGAAGAUUUAAGUCCCCAGGGCUGGACCAUGAAAGGUUUGCUCAAAAGCUUCGAGGAAAUGCAACCAACGAUCGAUGCCAUCGCAAAAUUUCAUGCCGCGUCUGUAGUAAUGCAAGCGAAUGAUCCGGAUUUUGCGGCUGUGUAUCGGUGCACGAUCGCCGAUACGUUGUGUUCGAUGCGAAGCAUGACCGAUGCCUGUUUCCAUUCGUUUGUACGCUUUCUACGUGAUACGUUGGAGCUUUCCGAGCUGGUUGAACCGGUGGAAAAGUUCCACCAAAGGAUCGAUGACAGUUUACGUGCGGCCUAUGCAACUAGCGAAUCGUGUGCCAAUGUGUUGAUACAUGGGGAUUUUCAUUUUAAAAACUUACUCCAUCUUCAGGCAGGAGAGCGAAUUGUUGAGACAAUGUUUGUGGACUAUCAGAUGUGUAGCUGGAGCUCGCAGAUGGUAGAUUUGUUCUAUCUCACGUACAUGAUACCGGAGCAAUCGGUGAAAACCAGCCAUCGAGAUGCAAUCAUCCAUCGGUAUUUUGGCAAAUUUAGUAGUGUGCUUCGUCGAUUGAACUAUAGUGGAAAGAUUCCAACCUUAACCGAGUUACACGCGGAAAUGCUACGAAAAGGGGAGCUUGAACUGUUCCAUUACAUCGUAUUUUCCUCCUUUCGGUAUACGGACUUAUCCAAGGUGGACUCCGAGGCCUUCUUUCUGGGACGUAUCGAGAAUCCUGCACUGCAGCUGGAAGAGUUUAAAGAAACGAUCAAGACGGAAUUGCCAAGAUUUUUGCACCGUGGCAUAAUAGAAUAG
Anopheles maculipalpis is the source of this 1226-nucleotide messenger RNA. RefSeq lists its product as uncharacterized. The transcript has 4 exons. Lineage: Eukaryota; Metazoa; Arthropoda; Insecta; Diptera; Culicidae. The coding region runs from base 18 to 1226 and encodes 402 amino acids. The record is from RefSeq and is a predicted model, not a curated record.